CUUAUUUAAUAAUAAUUUAACGUACAGUCAAGCAAAUUUGCCGUUCAGUUUCGCCUCUGCAACAACGAACGAGAUUUUAUACAAUCACCCACUUGGCUCCCGCUCCCGCUCCCUCCGAAGUUGGAAGAGACGAUGCCCUCUUUGCAAACUGCGUUGCCUCCUGAACUAGCCAACAACGUAAUUAGGCUUUACCGUGAAUGUCUUCGAAGAGCUAAAUAUAUUGGUCAUCAGCAACAUAACACAGAGCUUCUUGUCAAUAUGGUAAGACAGCAGUUUAAAAGAAACAAACACGAGAUGGACCCAGAGAAGAUUCAAAAGUUGAAGGACGAUGCAGCAAGGGGACUUAUAAAUCACAUACUCUAUGAAUCGGAGAGGCUGUCUGGUCAUAAAGCGAGCAAGAGUACUUGAUGUUUCUUCAGAAUUUGAAGUAGAGGUUCGGGUCGAGAGCGCAGUAGGUGAGUUGGAUGAAAUUUUUGGCUGUCAAUUAGAUAAUAAAAGAGAUUUUUCCUUAACCAUCAUCAAUCUUCUGAGUGUUCAAGGAUCAUAUGCUUAAUGGAAUUUGCAUAAAUGGAAAGAUUUCAUACUGGCUACGCAUGCCAUUUUCUUGAUUUCCAAUAAACAGUAAUGGUUUAUACUGAAAGGGUGGAGGGGAAAAGCUGAAUUAGGAUCGGGACAUAAUUACAGUAUUAUCUCACAGUUUGCAAACUAAAUCAAGACAUUGUUUCUACCGAUUAUUCUAUA
Molecule: messenger RNA, 741 nt
Organism: Populus euphratica (Euphrates poplar)
Lineage: Eukaryota; Viridiplantae; Streptophyta; Magnoliopsida; Malpighiales; Salicaceae
Product: COMPLEX 1 LYR-like protein
Exons: 4
Coding region: 133-408 (91 amino acids)
Source: RefSeq, a predicted model, not a curated record